CUUAAUUCACACUGGGCUGCUGGUGCCUACAGAACUCAGUGUCCAGACUCCAGACAAGCUCUGCAGCCCCCCAAAAGCCUGCACAUCGCCUCCUGCACCCCUCUACCCCCUCACACCUCUGACCAAACACCAUGAAGCUGUGGGUCCUCCUCACCCUGGUCCUCCUCUGGGAGGAGGUGCAGAAUGGGCUCAGCCAGCAGGUGAAGCGCAGGAAGGAGGCCGGGGAGAACCGCAUCAGACCCGGGGGCAAGCGGGGAAAGGUCCGCUUCCCCAAGCUCCGGGAGAAGGAGCUGGCGUCGAAGGGCCAGUCUCUCCUGACGCAGGUGCUGGAUAAGGGCCGCUUCCUCCGGCUGGGGGAGGAGGUGACUCUGACUGCAGGCAAGAGCCUGGAGCUCCGCUGUAAAGGGUCCCAAAUCGAGUGGGCAUAUCCCUCGUACCUGGACACGUACAAGGACUCCCGCCUCAGCAUCGUUCAGCAGGAUAAGUUCAGCCAGCUGAUCCUGACGUCGCCCUCUGCUGCCGACACGGGGGAGUACAGCUGUUGGGCCGUGCUGUGUGACGGUGCUGAGUGUGAGAAGGAUGUAGACCGCAGCUCUGCUUCAUACCUCUACUUCACAGAUAAAGACGAGUUGUUUGUCCCGUCGCCCAUCCACUUUGAGAUCAUCUACCUGCGCCCGGACCAGCCCGCCACCAUCCCCUGUCGAGUGAGCAGCCCCCAGGUCCAAGUGUCCCUGCAUCGGGAGGUACCCCCGGAGGAGGUCUCCAUAGACGGGACCCAGUUCUCCUACAUCCCCACCAAGGGCUUCAUCAUCAGCCAGCCCAGCCCCGAACACAGGGGCGUCUUCUACUGCAAAGCCGUCCUCAAAGACAAGCCGCAGAUCUCCAACAAGUACCAGCUUCUCUACGUGGAAGUCCCCAGUGGCCCCCCCUCAGCCACCAUCAAAGCGUCCUCGUCUGUGGUGAGGGGGGGGGACAAUUUCAACGUCACCUGCACGGUUCUGGGGGAGCCCGAACAGCACGUCAACUUCACUUGGACAUACCCUGGUCAGGGCAUGAGGCCGGUGACUCUCUACGAGGCCUGGAGGCUCGUGCACAGGGGCGCCAGCCACACCACCCGAAUCUCCCAGAGCGUCAUCACCGUGGAGGAUACAGAGACCAUCGACUUCGGGAAAUAUAUCUGCAGAACCAAAAACCAGCAUGGGGAGACGGCAGUGACCGCUAAAGUGGACUCUUACUAGCCGGGCCUCUUCCGUCAUUUCUGGCGAGAACAGACAGGACGACCCUUACGGAAAUGAAACAUACUGCGAUAUAUUUAAACAAAAUAUAUUAUCAAGUGCAGCAAAUAAAAGUAUUGCAACACUUCACAAUAUAUGGGCAAAUUAACUGCUUUCAGGUAUUACAAUACAUUUUGAAACAAAACAUUGUGAAAUAUAUUUAUCAUAUUUACAAUAUAUUGCAGUAUAAUGGGUUUCUAUAAGGGGAAUGGUAACCUGUAGAGACAGGGCCCCCUUCCCUCCCUUCCCUAAGUAUAAUGCUUGCAUUUUAAGCAGCUUGAAGGUAUCAGUACAUUCUAUGUACCGUAGAGAAUGUGGUAACAGUGUAUUCUAUGUACCAUAGAGACUGUGGGCGGGAGAAGCAAUGCAUUGAAAUAAACAUCUCAUUUUUG
Conger conger (European conger) is the source of this 1666-nucleotide messenger RNA. It is a transcript of the gene pdgfrl, whose product is annotated as platelet-derived growth factor receptor-like. The coding region runs from base 132 to 1238 and encodes 368 amino acids. The record is from RefSeq and is a predicted model, not a curated record. NCBI's taxonomy places the organism in Eukaryota, Metazoa, Chordata, Actinopteri, Anguilliformes, Congridae. The transcript has 6 exons.